Messenger RNA from Porites lobata, 5954 nucleotides. The record is from the annotation of a GenBank genome assembly. Lineage: Eukaryota; Metazoa; Cnidaria; Anthozoa; Scleractinia; Poritidae.
AAAGGUUGAUGAUUCUAAGACCUUGGCGUUUUCACUUCUGAACAAUCGGUUGAAAAUGUUUCGCUUGUUCGUCUUGAUAUUGGCCUUGGCUUGCCCUUCUUUGUACACUUCCCUGUCGCUGGAGAACCGCCAUGUAAGGUUUUACAGUUUUAUAAUUUUCUUUCAAGAUAUUCACUUUUCUGUAACAUUGAUUCCAUUAAGUAAACUUCAGGCUGACAAUUUUCGCAAGCCUUGCCAGAGACAUAGCGCUUUUGAGCACAUUUGAUCAUGCUUUAUGGAAUAUUACAUUUUACAUAAGUUUUAAUUAAUUGUGGUUAAUUGACUAAAAAGUUCCCAUCAAUGGGUCCAUUUUAGGCUUGCGUUCCUAUGUGGCGAGUUUCCCAUGACGAAUCCUAAGUAAACUUAACUAUGAAACUUCUGUUUAUCCAAGCAAAUUUUCAGACUGGUCAAGUUCUGUAUUAAUCCAAUUGAUCUUGCGUAUAAUUUUCCAUUUGUUUAUUUACCUGUUUUGAGGGCUCAAAAAAUGUGCGCGAAAAAGGUAAUUUCACCGCUUCAUUUUGGUGGAGGAAGCAAUAACUUGACUUGCGCGAAUUGCGAUUCGACAUAAAGGUUGAUUAGACACGCGGUUAUGUUGUAUGUUGACAAUCUUUGAUUUCGCUGUCUAAAGUUACAGAGUUUUAGCGCCAAGAGCGUAAAAAGUUCAAAUAAUUGCUCCAAGUAAGAAUACUUUUGGGAUUAGUGCGCAUGUUUCCUACUUGAGAUACCUUAAAAGUCACUUCGCCUCACAUCAUUUAAGUUGAUUCCGGAAGGGGCUUUGGGGACGCAAAAAAAGCAGUUAUUCGCACUGUAAAAUGCGCUUGGAUUUUAAACAGUUUUGAUGCCAUGCAUAUUGAAUGACAUCAAUUUAUCCCUGCACUUCUAUUUCUUUAUUUUGAAAUUAUGCUUAUUUUUCUUAAUUUUCGAUCGUUCUAACGCCUUGCAUAAAAAUUCACUGAGAUUUUAAAAUUUUGUGACUUUUAUAAUUUUUGCUUGAUUUUGCGUUUUGGAAAAAGCCGCAAAACUGAUUGGUCCGGGCUAAAUGACGUUCGUGUAAAAUCAAACUGUCAAAACAAAAUAGAUGAACAGAUUAGGUUAUGUUGUAUUAAUUAAAAUUCUCAGCACCAAGAUUUGUUCAGUUACUUUAGUGCAAGAAUAAUCAUGUACACUUUGAUAAAUUAUGGCUGUAGUUCGCCGUUCAGAAAGGCUGAAAAUUAAUAAACCAAGUCUAUGCGUCAGCAUAAGGAAAAUCUCCAGACCUUUUCUUCAAGUACUACUAAAUCCCUCUUGUUGUGGAUGAAAUGCCUCUGUUUUUAUUGCCGACAAAAAUAAUGAAAUUAAAGGAAAAAGAAAACUAGACACUGCGUCUGAAUUUUGUAAAGCACACUCUCUGGACGACGAGCAACUGUCGAAAAUCACGACCUUUUCUUCCUCAACGGGCGUGAUGUUUUGGAUCAUAAAGCUCAUUCGAUUCCUUUCCGAAAGGAGGCGUUUCUGUUUUCCUUGCGACAAUGUUUUGGUCUUAACUGUAAUACACACUAUUCGUUAAGACAAAGACGGCGUCAGUUCACACUUUAAUAUUAGCUUCAUAUUGUGUAUUCUUUAAUUUUUAGAUUCCGGCAGUGUUACUUGCAAAUAAUAAAGAUGAGGUGGAAGUUGAGACGAUUGACGACUCGCUUCAUAAUAAAAGAUUUCAAAGAAGCUUGUUGUCUUCCGAUCAGAGCAAAGACGACCUCUCUGUCAAGACCAUCAAAAAAAUGCAAGAUCUUCUGAACCAGUUUACUAGAGGGCAUGUUCUUGAUACAAUGUGUAAGGACAAAUACAUGGUACGAGGUUUCCACUACAAACAAAGUAUUCUGAUAGAGACCCGCUCGGCAUUGCCAGUUCACUAUACAUUAACCGCAGAAGGUGAGGGGAAUUAAACUCGGCUUUUUUUUUUCUGUUGUUCCUGCCUUCGGCAAUUUCUCAAAUCUCAUGAGGAAUAAUUCAGUAACACUAAGUACUAAACAAACAAUAAGGCUGCAUUAAAAGUAAAAGCCAAACAAUGAAACUUAAAGAGAGCAGCAAAAAAAAAAAAAAAAAAAAAAUGGAAUCUCAUACCUUGCAGUUCCCUUUGAACAGUAAUAUUUUAGGAAAAAAUUAUGCUAGUCAUGCAUUAUAAGGGUUAAAUUGAGCUAUGUCAAUUGCCAGUGUUUGGUAUUACAUUAUUACAGUAGAACCUCGAUAGCUCGAACUCCCUGCUAACUCGUACAAAGUUCGAUUUCCCUUGGAUUUACCCCCACAGUUUUACUCGGUUAACUCGUGCAUACCUCGAAUUCCCCGCUUACCCGAACUAAAUUCCCUCUCCCUUGAUCAAAAUUUCACCGAAAUUUACCCCGCUAACUCGAAUUCUGGUUCUUGUAACUCCACUCGGAUGCCACUUCUUGUUGCAUAAUCAGUAAAAUGCUGACUACAACUCACAGUGCAGCAGUUUGAUUUUAAUUGGUGCAACGAACAGAUCACGUUUUAUCCUAAAAUGCAUAAGCAUGUUACUUACCGUUUCUGAUGAAACAAGUUAAAUUUGCACUGUACUAUUAUAUACACUGAAGUGCUGAAAAAUCAGUAACCAUCAAUUAUUGACAUGGGCAAUUCAAUCGAUCCCAAUAACUCGAAUCCCCGCUAACUUGAACUGUAUUACAAAACUCUAAAAACACAUUAGAAUCAAGGGAAGCCCCGAAUAAUGGCUCUGUUUUAUUUACAAUUUCCCGCCCCUAAUAUAACUAUUGUAGUCAUCAACUUGAAGUUUGAACGUGUCUUUGGCCAGGAUGGAACCAGGUUGCGACUUGAUACUUUUUUAGAACUUUUUUUGCUGUCAAAAAAUGACAAAAAACCGAUGAUAGAAUUAUCCUUUUGGAGUUCCAAGUAUGAGAUGACAAAGAAUACUUACCGUAUUUCCUAGAAUAAUACCCGUCCCUCGAUUAAUCGCCUCUCUCGAACUAUCGCCCCUCUAUGGUAGACGGGCGUUCUUUUAUCCUCUCCCUGUCAAGUUGAAGUGGAAUCUGAUCCAGCAAAACUGAUCAGUGAUGAUUCAAACUCUGAAAAUCAAUCGAGGAACCAAAUUUGAAACAUUUAAAAAGCCAAUGUUCAGUUUAUUUGAUGUGAUCAUAAAACAAAAUAUUUAGGGAAGGACUUCAGUGACCAAUAUUUGAAAUAAAGCCUCCCUCAAAUAAUCGCCCCCUUUUCAUGCGAAAACAGAAAUACUCGCCCCCGGCUAUUAUUCGAGGAAACACGGUAGUUUAAGUUCAGCUCAGCUUUAACCAAAAAGGACAGGAAUUCGCCGUGACAGCCACUUUAAGAUAGAGUUGUACCCUAGUAGAGUUAAAUAAGCUCAAACAUUCUCAGGGACGGCCAACAACUAGCCUGAUAUUCAUAUGAGCUCUGCAGCUUCUUACGAAAUAAAUCUUUCAGCUAGAACGACUCUAACAGUUACUUUAAGCCCAUUGACAUCUUCUCAUAGGACUUCCGUCUCCCUUAUAACCGGGGCAACAAAGUCCUCAUAUCGAUUAACAUAUUGUUAUUUUCAGUAAACCACAAGGCAUUGGUUGAUGAACAGAAAGCGUCGUUAUCUGGGGAAGAUCUUCGAGUAUUCUAUCGCGCUAAUGAAAGUAGCUUGCCGGUUGAGAUUGAUCGCAUAAUCAGCAACGUGUAUACAGCUAACACAAGUGUUCAGUUCAGGACCCAAGAGGCGAUAACCGCAAAUACUAUUGAUGCCAACUCGUACGCUCUAGUUUUUGGUGGCAAGCCACCUCAUGGGGUCAAAGCUGACAAAAAGAACGUCUUCGCCUUCUUUGAAGAUUUCUCCACCUCAGACCUUGGGAAGUGGACCCGAGUAUGGGGAGAGUGGACUGUAAAGAAUGGGCAUUUGUUUGGAAAGACUGGAAAAUCUGCUUUUGGUUACGCUGAGGUAGGACUUUAUCUCACAAAAGGUAAAGCAUGGAAGGACAUUGAAGUAGACCUGGAUUUUAUGGAGACGGGCUCACACGUAGUCUAUCCUGGGCCUUUUUUCCGAGUUCAGGACUUCAGGCUACAGCACACAACAGCCUGGUGGUUUGAGUAUUACACAGAUCAUAAAGACUGUACCAUGAGACCCUUCGUUAACAACAAAGACGGUAGUUGGAUUUACAAAUGUCAGCUCCCUGAACCACUUGUUAAAAAUAAAUGGUUUCACUUUAAGUAUCGUUUGAUGGGGAACAAAAUAACUCAGUGGGCCAAUGGUGUUUCCAUACAAAACACUGCAGUAAGCAGCACGUGGAUGAUCCCCAGCGGCACCAUAGCUUUGGGCUGUCAUAGCAUCUACAGUGGGAGUCUCACCGGCUGCAGGUCAUAUUACGACAAUAUAAAGGUCCGCAUCCUUGUAAAAACCAAACCCAGAGUGAUCACAGGAAACAUUUGUCGCCUUCCUCUUCACAAAUAUCCGACCCUUGGAGAAAAAAUGAGGCCUGCUGACUCUUGCAAGCAGAUCUACGAUGCGAAUCUCACUGGGAAAUCCAAAUCAUCGGCUGUUAAUGGGGUCUACUGGAUCAAGACAGCAAAAGCAGGUACGAAAAGCAGCCCAACGUUCUGUGACAUGGACAAAGGUGGAUGGACUCUUGUUGGAAAAAUCAGCGGCCAGGUGGGAAACAUCUUCAAUUCGUGGCUUGUACGAAACGUCAACAGUAACCUUUUGAAGUCGCCCGGAAUGAACUCGGGCAGCAUUGAAUAUGCCUGCCUGGAUGCUCGACAUCUUGCUGUAUGUCAUUCGUCUGAGGUUAUGUUCUCGAGCAGCGAAAAUCAUUCCGGAGUUGGAAACAGGUGGAUUCGAUGGAAGAUGCCAUUGGACAGAAAUUAUGGUACUUGGUGGAAUCAUGGCGUCGGUCAGGCAAAAGUGGCAGCAGCUACUGCAAACCAAGUAACUGUUACGGCAUCGAAUGGGAAAAGCCAGGUACGAGAUGAGCAAUGCAAGAAAAAGGAACGAAUUUCAUGUUUGCCUAGUUACCCGAAUAAGUAGUCGAACCAGUGGAGAGUGAGAUAAUUGCAUGCCCAACGUAGCAAUUCCUUAUGCAUCGCUCUCACAGAUUUACCAUGUUGAACAAGCUGGCCACAGUUUAGCCACUUUUCAUGAAAUAGUUCUCAGAAAAUAGCAGACAAUGAACUUAAGUGUUGCCGAGGACCUUCUAGUCUCUUUCUUUUGCCUUACAAUAUAACAUGUAGUGCGCUCGAUAGCCAUUUUUUAAAGCAGUUUUUCGCAAAUCCGCUGGGUUUGUUGCCGUUGUUUUUAUAUCUUUCGAUAACAUCUGUCUUUCUUUCCAUUAGGUUUGUUACCAGAACAUGUACGGGAUAAUGCCAUUGCAGCAACACGGUGGUUCGUACCCUUACGCCUCGAUUAACAAGCAAGGAAAUACUGCUGUGAAAGACUACUGCAUGGCGGUUGGAGUGAUGUUAGCAGGUUCCAAAGCAAACGGAUGGAGUCAGAACGCUAAUGGAUAUGACAGUCCUAAGAGCGAUUCUGAUUGGCCAAACACACGAUAUGAUCACUUCACUCCCCAUUUGCUGGUUUGGCUCAAGUAAAAGGCAUAGAACGAGGGACCGAAGUAAUUAAAGCCUUUCUUUAAUUGCUAGAUUAUUAUGUUCUCUUUUUUUUCUUAAAAGCGUAUCUAAAGUGGCUUGGUAACUAACUAACUGAUUGAUUGAUUGAUUUAAUGACUGAUGGAUUUAUUGAUUGAUUGAUUGAGUCAGAAUUGGCUGUUUGAUUUAUAUAUUGACUGAUUGUUUUGAGAUCUCGUACUGUACUCGUAACAAUAAACUGAAACUUGAUAAUAUUUGGUUUGUUGAAGUGCUAGAGCUGGUAACAUACUUGCAAGAUAAGCUUAGGGAGUACAUUUAGAAAUAAAGGAGUAGCC